This is a messenger RNA of Exophiala aquamarina CBS 119918, 621 nucleotides long. RefSeq lists its product as uncharacterized. Lineage: Eukaryota; Fungi; Ascomycota; Eurotiomycetes; Chaetothyriales; Herpotrichiellaceae. The transcript has 3 exons. The coding region runs from base 1 to 621 and encodes 206 amino acids. The record is from RefSeq and is a predicted model, not a curated record.
AUGAGCCCUUGGAAUGAAAACACGGAGCGAAAGCUCCUUCUAUGCCUGAUUGACCCUGAGAAGAAACCAGACUGGACGGUUGUUUCUGGUAACAUGGGCGAGGGCUUCACGAGUGAAGCAUGUCGCUCAUUUCAAAUUCUCUACAACUACCAUUUGAUCUACAUUAUGCCUUUCAAAUGGGACCCUGUCGCGGAGCGAAACCUCCUGCUCUACGCUCUUUCUGAGAUGCAAGGUCCUACCGCCAGCAUCUGGCCUAGUGUUGCAGAUAAACUAGGUGGAGGUCUUAAUGCCAAUGCCUGCAGUCAGAAGUUCUACAAGUUAAAGAAGGAGUCGGAGAGUCUUCUCAGCGGCGAUGGCACAACUACUCCAUCCAAGGCUUCCACUGCAACACCCCGCGGCAAGACCACUAAAGCAAAAGCUACUGGCUCUGACGCUACUCCCACUAAGACUCCGGCCAGCGGUAAGCGCAAGCAAAAAGCUAGUGCAACAGACAACAACGCUGCUACGGCCCCUUCAAAGAAAAUCAAACAGGAAGUCCACGAUGAGUCUGAGGCUGAAGCUGAAGCUGCUGGAACCGAGGAAUCAGCAACUCAUGUGAAGGAAGAAACCAAUGAUGCUUAG